GACAACCGGCCUUCCAUCAACCUCGCUAUGGUGUGCCGUGCUUGAAUCUCCAGCGUAGCAGCGGUCUGCACAUGGAGCUCCCUCCCACAGCGGGCAUUUGCCUGGCCGUGCGCCUUGCAGCCAAUCCGACGCCCCAAAAGCCACAUCCCGUGCGCGGGGCUGCCACGCCGGCAGCGGCAGCAUCCGUUCUCAUGAUGGCCGCUUCAGGCGAGAAGAGCUGUGAGUGGAACCUCAGCUUCGAGAAGCGUCGUGAAGGCUUCGAAGGCUUCGGCCUCGUGGCGGCCAAGCGGCCAAGCACCACGGAUCUGGAAGCACCGGCGUCGCUGCGGCGGCGGAUGCAGCCGCCUGCUGCCUUCAGCUCUCGCUCGAAGCAAACAGGCAAGGAAAGCUCGGCCGAAGCCGAAGGCAGCCUGGGCCAGUUCUCCGGGCUGCAGAGUGCCCCGGCCGAAGGUUUUCAAGAAUUGCGAGUCUGUGCAGAGAUUCUCGUCUGGGGUGGUGUUGGCCGCGGCCCGGCCAGGCUCGGGUCUCAGGAAUCUGCCAUGGCGAUCAUCUGCGACGGGACGGCGCUGGCCUGCACAGCGGCAGCUUUGCCGAGAAGGCUGGCCAUGGAUCGGCAAGCGGCAGGUGGACCCGCGCUCUUCUUCUUUCGUGAGAAGCCUAGGUGCUCGGAUGGUUUCGAAAAUUGGGCCAUUGGGCAGAAGACAGAAGCAGUCGCAGCCACCUGGAAGCUGGCCGAUAGCUUGCCUGAGCCACCAUCGACUCCAGAAGACACACCCGUGCCGAGCUGUUCGGUCGUGAAAUAG
This is a messenger RNA of Symbiodinium necroappetens, 803 nucleotides long. The record is from the annotation of a GenBank genome assembly. Lineage: Eukaryota; Dinophyceae; Suessiales; Symbiodiniaceae.